AUGAGUGCUUCAGAUGACCAACCGGAAGUUACGCCGGAAGUCCUUCAUACCCAUGCAGUUGCACUUGAGGAGGUGUUGCGCGAUUUGGAAAGCUGGAAGCCGUCCAUGAAAGAUGAACUUGGUUCGUUGCUUGAGGCGCACAAUGCUAUUUCCCCGAUCACCUACGACGAGGUCAAAAAGCUGGAAGAGAGUGGGGUUAAUGUGUUGUGGGUACCUAGCAAGAUCGUUGCCACAAUAAAGGCAGGGACUGGCCGUAAGAAGAUCCGUCUUGUUGCUUGUGGGAACUUUUUGAGCCGUGAAAAGACCCGGAAAAGUCCGACGCUGUCCAGAACUGACGUAUUCACAUCGUCUUUAGACUCGUUGUCGCUUCGUCUACAACUUGCGAUGGCUAGCAGCAGGAAGUGGGUUUUGACGUCUGUGGACGUCAAGACCGCGUUCUUGACGGCCCCUAUCGGAGGGGGGCGGCAACUGCGUACCAUAGUGGUUAAACCGGCCCGUGUCUUGGUGGAGGCGGGAUUAGUGGCGCCAGGUCAACUGUUUAAGGUCGAGAAAGCACUUUAUGGACUCCACCAGAGUCCGCGUGAUUGGUCCAUCAGCAGAGAUACCAAACUGUGUGCCCUUACAUGGUCUGUCAAUGGAGAAACUCGCAGGUUGGUCCAGUCAAAGUGCGACUGCUCAAUCUGGUUUAUCAGGCGUGUGGUGCAAGAUGUCGUGGUAACAAAUGAACCACCUAUCGGAGCUCUGGGAGUUUACGUCGACGACUUGUUGUUGACUUCCGAGGAAUCCGAGACAGAUGCACUUCUUCGGGCUAUCCGUUCCCUGUGGACAUGCUCAGAGGAGCAGAGGUCUACUAAGGGGAGGGUUAUCUUUUGCGGCCUUGAGAUUGACCAGAAUCCUGAGACAAAAGAGCUGGAGAUCCACCAGUCUUCCUACAUCAGAGCGCUUGAAGCAAGGCAUGGUCCCCUGAGGUCGGCUGUCCUUCCGAUGUUCAAGGAUGAGGACGAGGAAGAAGAAACAAGUCUUGAUAUGAUCCGCGAGGCGCAAGGCUUGGCAGGCGAGUUGACUUGGAUCUCAUGCCGAUCGAGACCAGACGUUUCUUUCAGUGUGUCAAAAAUUGCCCGUAUGUUGUCCAAGAGGCCCAGUGCGGCCAUCAAGGCGGCUAAACAGGUGAUAGGCUAUCUGUUGCACACCCGUGCGUACUGCUUGCGUUAUGGAGGGCCGACUGAUCCCGAGCUGGAGGGACAUCUGCUUCGAAAACGGGGCAUGGAGGUAGUAGAGACCUUCACUGAUGCUAGCUUUGGGGUUGAGUCCGGAAGAAGCCAGAGCGGGGUAGUAGUCGCGGUAGGCGGUUGUGUUGUGGGGUGGUUAAGCCUUACCCAGCCGUUCACCACCUUAAGCACCUGUGAAUCAGAACUGAUCGCUGCGUGCGAGGGCCUUACUCUUACUCAGGCUUUGCUUCCACUGUGGGCAGAAAUGCUGGGGUCUACACCUGCGUGGUACGCGUACACCGACAGCGUUGCAUGCGCAGCAGUUCUGAUAUACCCGUCCGGAAAUUGGCGCACCAAGCACCUCAGGUUGAGGUCAAAGGUGUACCAAGAGCUUGUUGAAGCAGAGGAGCUGGCAAUUGCACAUGUUCCAGGCCGGUUUCAAUUAGCUGAUGCGUUAACUAAGCCGCUGACGCGUGUGAGAAUGCUUGAACUGCUGAAAUUCGCUGGGAUGUCGAAUCUUGACAACGAGGGUGGUGGCCAGUCGUCCCGAACUGGCGCAGCUACGCCACUCUUAAAAGUCUUGCUUGUUGGUUGCCUUGUUGGACAAGCCCAGGCGCAACCCGAGUACAGAUUGGCUGGGGAUAUGGAUUCCUUCUUGUGGUUUAUCUUCACCGUGUUGGUUGUGGUAGGGGGGUUAAUAGGUCUGUACUUACAGGAUCGAAGACAUCAAGCCCGAUUGCAAGAGCUGAGGGAGAUGUCAGCACAAGCGCUAAGGGAACUAGACCAAGCUGUUAGCAAGAGGGAGAGCGCAAGCGGGGGAGCCACGCAUGAGGAGGUGUCCUUGUGCCCGUCCAAAGCCCCGUCCAUCGCCAAGUCACCUCCUGUGCUUAGUAAGGCAGCGCCGCCCAAGUCUCAGGCGGCCAGUCGCUCCUUGCGUGCUGUUCCUGUGUUUGGCUCUGGUCCUUGCAACGCACCGCCUGCAAACAGACCCGAUCCGUUGACCAGUCAGGUUGGCAGGCCGCCUGCCCAGAACCUGCCACUGCUUCAGGCUGUUGUCGGCUUUCUUGAGUCGCAGAUCCAUCAGGAGAUGUCUGCAGUAAACACCCCGCCACUUGAGGACGAAGACUCGUUGGCAAGUUCAGAGGACUCUCUGGAUACAGAGGAAAGCGCCCAUGUUGGGUGGCAUGAACCGGAAUUUGACUUUGAUCCCCAUGAUCCAUAUGCAGACUUACCUUCCUCUGAGAGAGGGCGUUUGGAUCCCGACACGUAUGACCCCAGUCAUGUGAACAGUGAGGAUUUCCCAGCAACUCUUCGAGAUGUUCUGUCGUUCGAAGGCUUGCGUAUUUUGUCUUCACUCGGUAUUAGUCCGUCGGCAUGGGGGGGGUGGUAUGCAACAUCCCAGUCUUUCAGGUGGGCAGUGAAAUACGCCCAUGAAGACCUUGUUGCUCGAAUGUCGCGACUGCAUAUCUUCUGUGGCCCAUCAUGCAGCAGGUACUCUCGUGCAAAUGAUGCUGACAAUUUACCUGAAGACGGAUUAUUCUUCAGUGAAGAGGAUGACUGGAAGCUCGAGAUCCACGAUUUCUUUCGUGGAAAUGACGAGUACGCAUUCCAGAAUGUAGAGCGUGCAUAUCACUUUUGGCAGAAGAUUGGGGGUUACACGUGGCAACUUGACCUUGACGUCGUAAGGGAUGGCUUGUCAAUGUCAGAAGAGCAUGGACUGGCUAUGUUGGCAGCAGGCCAACCGGGAGCAUCUUCACGGGACCUACGCAGUAGACCUAGGUUUCCGACAUGCCUAGGUUUUUACGUUGACGACGUGGCGCCCGAUCUUACCGCGUCUUCAUCACAGGAUAUGCCCAUGUCCGAUCAUGAUCACGCAAUGGCCCAUGCUGCUUUCUUUCUAUACCAGAAUAACAUCACCGUUGAUUGGGAGCAGCUUAGUGAGGCGCAGCAAGAUAUAUACCACAGCCUGGUUGGGGCAUGGUUGCAAGGGAUUCACGAGGUCGAUUGA
Messenger RNA from Symbiodinium natans, 3216 nucleotides. NCBI's taxonomy places the organism in Eukaryota, Dinophyceae, Suessiales, Symbiodiniaceae. The record is from the annotation of a GenBank genome assembly.